This is a messenger RNA of Protopolystoma xenopodis, 228 nucleotides long. The record is from the annotation of a GenBank genome assembly. Lineage: Eukaryota; Metazoa; Platyhelminthes; Monogenea; Polystomatidea; Polystomatidae.
AUGCUUAGACUUGGAGCUCCGUCUCAGUAUGAUUUAAAGGAUAACACCACAAUGCGCCUGAUUGAUCUACUUUUCAUCGGAGCUAUGGGCCCUCCAGGUGGUGGGCGUAAUCCAAUUACGCCAAGGUUUCUGCGCCACUUGAAUACAAUUACUAUAAAUGAAUUCAACGACGACUCCAUGCGCACAAUCUUCGGGCGUAUUAUGGAUUGGCAUAUUGCAAUAAAGUGA